Cucurbita moschata (crookneck pumpkin) is the source of this 2326-nucleotide messenger RNA. RefSeq names its product transcription factor GTE7-like. Bases 253 to 1848 code for a protein of 531 amino acids. The record is from RefSeq and is a predicted model, not a curated record. NCBI's taxonomy places the organism in Eukaryota, Viridiplantae, Streptophyta, Magnoliopsida, Cucurbitales, Cucurbitaceae. The transcript is spliced from 3 exons. Gene Ontology annotation, molecular function: protein binding.
UCUUCCUCGCUCAGAAGUCAGGAUCAACCAAAAUCCUCGAACCCUCGCGCUGCACGAUUCUUCUUUCGUUUUGUUUUUCCUCAAUUUUCUGUGUAUGCCUUUGAAGUGCUUUUUCUGCGGCGGCGCGUGAGGGAAUUUUCGGCGCGUUGUAAGGGCGUUCAGGGAGAUUCAUGUUUAAUCCUUCAACCACAUUGGGGAAUACUCGACGGGUUCCUGUCGGAGUCCUACUAGAAACUUGGGGUUCCGUACAGGAUGGCUUCCGUCGUCUUAGCUAACCGAAACGAAUCCAAUUGGCCGCAGCUGAGGGGUAACGGUCGCGGUACGGAAGAAGGAUUCAUGGGGAAAGUACCUUUUUCAAACCCUAACCCUAAAUUUAACAAGAAACAGUUUCACGGCGAGGUGAACGGUUUUCAGAUGGACGACUCACUGGCUGAGGCUCAGUCGGCGUCGGAUGAUGCUUCGUCGAUCAAUCAUCAUCGCAGAUUGUCCAACGGUGUGGAUUUUAGUCAAUACGUGAGCUUCGACGUUUCAUCGUGUUCGAGGAAAGAGCUGGUCGAGCUGAAGACCAGGUUAAUCUCCGAGCUAGAACAGAUUCGGCAAUUGAAAAGUCGCAUCAAUUCAGGAGAACUAAAUUUCAGACCAAAACACCUGAAGAAAUCGUCAAAAGCCUCGGGAACCAAGCGGCCUUUGCCGAUGUCGAGCAACGGUAAGGAGUUCAAGCGGUCUAAUUCAGAAAACGGUAAUAUGAUGAAGAUGUGUUCGCAGAUUUUGAUGAAACUUAUGAAGCACAAACAUGGCUGGAUCUUCAACAAGCCAGUCGAUGUGGUUGGGAUGGGUCUUCACGAUUACUAUGACAUCGUCAAGCGUCCAAUGGAUUUGGGAUCCGUGAAAGCCAAGUUGGGCAAAGAUGCGUAUGAAUCACCGUUCGAUUUUGCAUCCGACGUGAGGUUGACUUUCAAGAACGCAAUGACUUACAAUCCCAAGGGCCACGAUGUUCACGCCAUGGGGGAGCAAUUACUGAUGAGAUUUGAGGAAUUGUUUCGACCAGUAAAUGAAGCAUUGGAAGAAGAUCGGCGGUACCGUGACUAUCAGGAAGACUUGCCAGCGAGUUCUUGGAAUCAUUCGGAGGCUGAAAGAACAGUGAAGAAGGAUACCCCGAUGCAGACUGUGAAGAAGACGGAGCCGAUCAAAGCUCCGUCAAGCUCUUCUAAUCCGCCAAUGAUACAAUCGCCUGUUAAAACUCCCUCACCUCUACGAGCGCCCCCUGUAAAGCCUGUGAAGCAGCCGAAGCCAAGAGCUAAAGAUCCCAAUAAGAGAGAAAUGACUUUAGAAGAGAAGCACAAGUUGGGAAUUGGGUUGCAGAGUUUGCCGCCGGAGAAAAUGGAACAAGUUGUACAAAUCAUAAAGAAGAGAAAUGGUCAUUUGAAGCAAGAUGGGGAUGAGAUUGAGCUUGACAUCGAAGCUGUCGAUACCGAAACACUUUGGGAGCUCGAUCGACUGGUGACUAACUGGAAGAAGAUGAUGAGCAAGAUCAAACGACAGGCUCUUAUCAAUGCGGCAUCUAUGAAUCACAAUGGGGUGUUGGCGAUCCCUGAGAAAUUCGAAGUGGGUUCCGAAGCAAAGAAGCAACGGAAAGGGGAGGCUGGUGAGGAAGACGUGGACAUUGGCGAUGAGAUGCCUGCAAGUGAUUUUCCACCAGUGGUGAUCGAGAAGGACGCUGGGGGAGGGCAUGCUAGCAGUAGCUCCAGCGGCUCAAGUAGUUCAAGUAGUGAUGAUUCAUCCUCUUCCAGUGAUUCUGAUUCCGACGGCAGUUCAUCCGGAAGCGAUUCUGACGACAAUGCACAAUGAAGCGGUGAAGACUUGAUGAAUGGCAACAAGGAGGGGUCUGAAAGACAGACACCCAAAACGGAGAGCUACAACAAAUCCCUCUCGCGCUGAACGUAUUGGGCAGAGAUUUGUCUGAAUGAGGUACUAAAUCUGUUCAUUAUUUACAAGUUGCAAUCUCUUCAGCUGCUACACAAUUGUGAAUCAAUCAACCUUUGAUACAACAACAGGGCUGUAAAAUCUCCAGAUAGAGGUCGGAUUCAACCUCGCUAUGGCCCUGAAGAAGAAGAAGGGAGAAAGGGGAAGAGGAGGGGGAUGUCGUAGAGACUUGAAAAUGAGGAGGGAGCAGUGUAGAUCAGGUUUAGAGUCUUUUGAGUUUUUUGUACUCUUUUUUCGUGUACACAUUAUUAACACUUAUAUACACAUACGUUUCAAUGUGAAUCAAAGUGCAAAGCUUUUGUGGGGCGUGAAACUUGGAUUCUAAUAUGAUAUUCCUAGAUAA